AUGGAUUCCUCCUCUUUUCAUCGUUUUUCGUCACUAAAAAUUAUGUCCACUUUGAAUUCCUGCAAUUACAGCACAAGGUGCUCCACUAGUUCAUUUGCGAGGAGGCCCUCAAUUGCUGAAGCAAACUCCGCCUUUUCCUACAAAAAAUUUGUCAAGUUGGCUCUCCAAGAAACUGGAAAACACACGCAGUUAGUUCCUUCUCCCUUACAGGAGGACUUCAGUUGCUUGACUGCCAUUGAUGGGAAAACAGAGCUCCAAAUGCACUCUUUUCAAUCACCUAAGAUCAGACUGUUGAGGAGUUUAUCCAUAGAAGGGAGGAGUGAUGGGAUGCAGGUCCUCGAUUUUGCCAUCUUCCCGAGAAUGGAAUUUAGUCUUCCAAUUUUUUGUGCCAACUUUUUCACCACGGCAGUCAUGAAUAUAAUUGUGUUGGACCUCAAUCCAUUGCACGAUGUCAUCAAUCAACGAGAGUACAAGGAAAAGUAUUAUAGGCACUUAAUUUCUCUUGGACUCAAAUAUGCUGAGCUUUUGCCCUGGGGAGGAAAGAUUACAGCCGAGUCCUUGAAAUUUUUCUCACCAAUUGUGAUAUGGACCAAGUUUCCUCCAAGUCAAGACAAGCAACACAUAUUAUAUUCUGCUUUCAAGGAUUAUCUCAAGUCAUGGCUGGAGUUGAUGGAGGCGGCAUUGCCAGAAACUGAUGUUUCGGUGAAUAUUGAGUUACAACAUAGGUAUCUUACAUGGAGAGCAGAAAAGGAUCCCGGACACCAAGUUCUGACAAGGUUAAUUGGCGAGACUCGUGCCAAGGAAAUAAUUCAGAAUUUUCUCUUCAACGGGGUUGACGAGCUUGGAAGCAAAACAUUCACCGAUUACUUUCCUGAGUACAAGUGCGAUGACGGGACUGUAAACAAAAGACGCAGUAUGAUUGGAAAAUCAUUCGAUAUUCGGCCAUGGGAUACGAAAGGAGAAUUCAUUGGCAACAGUUAA
Striga hermonthica is the source of this 981-nucleotide messenger RNA. Lineage: Eukaryota; Viridiplantae; Streptophyta; Magnoliopsida; Lamiales; Orobanchaceae. The record is from the annotation of a GenBank genome assembly.